GUCUUAUUUCUAAAACAAAGCUGUAUCCAGAUACAAGGAAGUGAAUCAGAAUGAUCUCUUGAUGAGCUCAUCCUUUACAUUUGAAUACACACGUCUCCACUACAAUACAAUGAAAGUUGCAUUAUAAAACUGUGAAUUUACGUUGUGAAACGAAGAAAUAGGUGUUGAAAUGUAGAAAUAGUCGUUUUGGGUCAUAUUUGUUUGAAGUUCAAACAAAGGCUUCAUAAUUAAAACAAAAGAUGCUUCAUUAAAAUAAGUCAGAAUACUCACAACAUUAAAUUCUAAAUAAAUUUCUUGUUUGAAAAUGGCUUCAGCACCUAAAAAACUAAAGAUUGAGGCAAAUGGAUCUCGUUUGAGUAAACUUUUAAUCAAUAAAGGAACCAAUGCCUUAACAAAAACAUUGCAAAUCAUUAUAAACCUUCAAUCAUCAAACCUAAAAGAUAAACUUAAAGAUCCUUCUACAAAGAGUAAAUUGACAUCCCUAAAAUUCAAAGUCAUCAACAAAGAGCAAUGGAACCUUCUUUAUCCAUCAACUGGUUCACCUGACAUUCAAAACUUUGAUAUCUCAUUAUUGACUGUCUUAUUACGAAACAUUUGUGGUCUAACAGCGCCACAUAGUGGAUGGAAUAAUCUUCCUUCCUCUUCAGAUUCUUCAAUCUCAGCAAACAUUGCAAGAAUAAAGUUUUAUCGAAACAAAGUGUACGGUCACAUAACUACAACUAGUGUAAAUGACAGUGAGUUUGAGCAUUUGUGGCAGGAAAUUUCAAAAUCAUUGGUUGCUCUUGGUAUUCAACAAGCUGAAAUAGAUGAAUUAAAGAAAGCUCCCCUCAGUCCUGAUGAGGCAAACCAUAUUGAAAUAUUGAAAAACUGGUAUGAAAAAGAAAAACAGUUAAUCGAUGUCACGGAGGAAACUAAAGAGGUUGUAAAAGAAUUAAAAAAAGAUUUUGAAGUUAUGAAAAACAAAGUUGAAGAAAUUAAAGAAAACAUGCCAACAAAAGCUGAUAUAGAAAUGAUACAGGACAAAAUAUGCUCAGAUCUUCAGAAGCUUGGAAACUGUAAUUUUAAUGGUCUUAUAAAAGACCUUAACAAGAAAUACCUUGAAGGCACUAGACAAUGGUUAUUUGAAAAAGUUGACAAUUGGUUUACCGACAAAAACGAAGAUGUUUCUAAUGUCAUGAUUUUGAUUGCUGGUCCUGGCGUUGGUAAAAGUGUGUUUGCUGCUGAGGUUUGUCGACGAUAUUCUGAAAAGAAGAAACUUGCUGCUUCUCAUUUCUGCAGAUAUAAUAGAUCAGAUGAGAGGAAUCCUAGAAUGUUGAUAGAAUCAUUGGCCUGUAGCAUGUGUGAUACAAUAUCAGAUUUUAAAUGUAAACUGAAUGAAGAAUUACAGAGAAAACAUUCCUAUGAAUCACUCACCGAUGCAUUCCGUGUUUUAUUAAACAAUCCAUUGCAUUCAUUGGAACAUCAAGAACCAAUGCUUUUGGUUAUUGAUGCCUUAGAUGAAAGCCAAGUUGAUGGCAAAAGUGAAUUGUUGGAAUUGAUUGCAGAAGAGUUUGACCGACUGCCUAAAUGGAUUAAAAUCUUCAUCACCAGUCGUCCAGAACUUCCUGUUCAAAAGGAGUUGAAAGACGUGAAUCCUGUGGAAAUUACAACUCUUCUUCGUGAUGAAAACAACGAAGAAGACCUGCACAAGUAUUUGAGACAUCAGUUAAAUAAUCGGUUGCAGAAAGAUUGCUACCUUCUUCAGUCAUUAGUUAAAAAAUGCGAGGGAUCAUUUCUUUAUGCGUAUUACGCACAACUGAGCUUGAAAGAAGAAAAUAUUGAGCUUACUUACGAAAACAUUCAACAAUUGGUCCCUAGUGGGUUAAGCGGUGUUUACGCAAAGCAAUUCAAAAAAGUAAAAGAAUUGUUAACUAAGAAAAGUCCCAGAAAUUCGGUUAUCUCAGAAACUACUUUCAUGCAAUUUCUUGAAUUGUUGGCUGCCUGUCGGGAGUUUUUACCAUUAACUUUACUGUUUAGCUAUUUAGGUUUUUCUGAUGACAUCACGUUUGAAGUCCGCAGUAAAAUCAUUGAACUGUUAUCUCAAAUUUUGCCAGUUUACGAUGAUUAUUUAACCGUGUAUCACAAAUCUCUAUUUGAUUGGUUGAAAUCAGAUGGUUACGAACAGCAUGAGUUUACAGUUAAUCCAAAAAAUGGUCAUAAGCUCCUAUGGCAUGCUUGUGAGAAAGUGUUUAAGCACAUCAAGUCGAUAAACAUUUUUAAAGAUCAGAUGAACACUGCUAUUAUUAAAUAUGCUUUGAAGAAUGGAAUCUAUCAUAUGUCAAAAUGUUGCGAAAAUGUUGACUUUAGUUGGGCAGUAGAUGUCAAAGUGGUUUAUGCGAGGUUAAUGUGUGGGAGGACAUUAACGUGAAUACCAUUAGGUCUGAAUUGUUUGAAAUCAUUAAGGAUCGACGUACUUUCUUAAGAAAAGAUGUACUUGAGGAACAACUAUUUCAUUUGUUUAUGGCGAGAGCAUUCAUAUAUGUAUGAUGAUAGCUUAAUUUAUUUACAAAUUAUUGCAAACAGAAUUGAUGGCAGUAACGAAAAAGGAUUAUUGGCAAGGGAUUUAUUGAAACAAGGAAAGUUUUUUGGUUUGAGAAUUUAGACUCAACAUAUUUAACAAAGCAUCAUCAUUUGACUGUCUCCUUGCGUGUUAACGUUACAUCUCUUUGUGUGUCGUCCAAUGAAGAACUUCUUGCUGUAGGAUAUGAAAAUGGUCGAAUAGCUAUAUUUGAACUUCCUGAAUUCAAACAACGAUGCACUCUAGGCACUGCACUCGAUCAUUCAAUGUUGGAUAAGUGGGUUUAUGUAUACGAAUUUAUAUCUCGGUAUGACUAUAACUAUCCAGCAUCAACGAAAUCUUGUUUUGUACGUGGAAACAUCUGUUGUUGCUCCUAUUCACCUACCGGAAAUAGACUGGUAACUAGUGAUGGAUCUACUGAAGUAAAGUUGUGGGACGUUGACAAUGGACAUUUGUUAUUAUGUUUACUGGCAGAUGAUGUCGUUAAUCAUUGCUCUUUCUUAGAUUCUGGUUUGUUCAUUACAGCAGAAUAUGUAGAACAUUCCUUUGAACUUCCUAAAGAAGUGUUCACUGCAUGGAAUUCAUUAACUUUGCAAAGAAUUGAUCGACGCUGCGUUGCUGAUUACCAAAAACUACAAUGCACCGAUAAUUAUUCAGAGUUCUUUGUUGAAGUCAUUGACGAGACUUCGUAUAUUUUUCAAUUCUCAAAGGCAUUCGAUAUUUGUUCAAGAAAAAAGGAAUGUUCACAAUCUUUGCAUUUAAUGACAGCACACCACUAUCGUGAUUGUGUUUUUUAUCAUACAAAUCAGGUUGUAAAGCUUUCUGAAGUCACUCAGUUGACAAAAUACAAAAAUCAAGGAGAAAUCGAGUUUUGUUUACCAAAUGUUAGGUGUCCAUGUGUUCGUAGGUUUGUUGAAAAUGUCCAUCCCAUCUCGUUUAAGGAAUCUUACGUUGUGCCGUAUUUUUCCAAGCUUAAAGUUUUCAAAACUGAUCAUCUUUGGAGACCUUCAUUUAUCUUUGAGAAAUUUAGAUAUAAAUGUUGUUGUUUUUCACCGGAUGGAUCUUUUUUUGCUGCUUUCGCUGUUGGUGAACACGUCAACAUUCAUAUUUGGAGCAUUGAACGUUCCACUACUAUUCAAACUGUACCAAUACAACUGAAGAAUGCAUUAGGAUGUUGGUGGUCAGAUGGUUUACUGUGGAUAUGGGAUUGUUCUGAUCAUCUUAUGAAGAUAUCAACUUCGUCUGAAAAUUUUGUAGAUUCUUCUCAAGCAAAACAUGUUAACCUUGGAUUUAAACCUGAGAAAAUCUUAACAUUUGGUGAUGUCUUAGUUUGUAUUGAUGAACUAGAUUUUCUUCAAAUUGUUAGAAUUACCAAGGGUGAAAUACAAUACAACAGACGACUUUCAGUCGAUAGUUCAAAAUUUAAAGCAGCAGCUGUAUCACCUGAUAAUUCUGUUAUUUUAACUGUAAACAAAACAGAAUACACAUUCUGGAAAUGGGGAAAUAACAACAAUGAACUUUACUUGGAAGCUUGGUAUACUGCAGAAAUACCCAUAACGUCUUUUCUUGAAAAAUUUGUUACAGAACAGAUAACUGUAACUCGUCUUAAAGUCCGUUGCUUUAUAAGUGAUGGUAACCAAGCGGUCAUUGCAUUCCCUUUUGAAGACAACAAUUUCGACUGGAGAACUGGCAUUUAUGUAAUUAAUGUGCAUAAAAACAAUGACGUGAGUACGAUUUUCCAUAGUAUCGAUUAUUUUUGUUUGUCUAAGACAAUCGCACAUAAAUCAUAUUUCAUUUGUGAAUCUUUUAGCACAUUGGUUGCUGUGGAUUUAAAGAGGGGUGAAAUAUGUGCUGAAUUUUACGGAUUAGAUUCUGUAUCUAAUAUAACUAUACAUUACAACACAGAUACUAUAGGUUUUGUGUCAGGUGAUGGAUACGGAAUUAAAUUUUUAAAACUCAAUGUUCCUGAAUGAAUCCAUUAAUUCAACCUUUGUAGUUACAAUAAUCUAUCGUAUUUACGAACAUUACAUAUCACUUAAAACGAACAUUAAAAAUUUCUUUAUAUCAAAAAAGGACACUUAUUUAUGGUAUCAACAACGAACUCAAAAAUAUUGUAGAAAAAAUUGUCCAUAUCCUUAGUUUUAACUGUGGAAAAACUGUCAGUUUUUUAUUAUGUAAAAAUCUUACUGACAGAGAGAGAGAUUAGUUUUUUGUAAUGUCAAGUAAAGAUCAUUUUCAUCUUAUGAUUCCCGUCAACUUUCAAAUUUAUAUUUGGAGAAUUCAACACUGUAACAUUGUCGAAGAUGUGAUGAAAUUGAGAAUAUCACACGAAGAUGUUGAUUGUCGUAACGAUGGUCGCUUGUUUUACAUGUGAAAAUUACCAAAAGUGAGAAACCUUUGAUCUCUGAACGAACUUUAUGAUGAUGGUUUACUUUUUAAUACAAUUGUAUGGUCAGAUAAUUCGGUUAUUUUUAUUAUAUAUUAAACGUUCACUACAUAGAAAUGAAAGAAUGUCGACAACUCAUUCAUUGUGAGUCAUUUGACAAAAUGGUGUUAUUGUAGAUAAAGAUUAUUUUGUUUACAUUAUAGAAUGACUUUCUUUUGAACAUUCUUUCAAAAACUGUAAAUAAAAUUUAACUUACGCAUGUUAAUAUCGUGGAAACAAGUUUUGUAUGAUGUUAAAAAUUCACAUUUAUAAAACAC
Molecule: messenger RNA, 5260 nt
Organism: Xenia sp. Carnegie-2017
Lineage: Eukaryota; Metazoa; Cnidaria; Anthozoa; Malacalcyonacea; Xeniidae
Product: protein TANC2-like
Exons: 3
Coding region: 305-2407 (700 amino acids)
Source: RefSeq, a predicted model, not a curated record